AUGAUCAAUUUCCUUCUUUGUCUCUCAACUAGCCUUGAAAUAUUGUAUCAUGAGGAGCUAGCAUUUAUCGAUCUCAUGCGCGAAACAGGCAAUUUCUAUGUUGGCGAUGAAUUUCAUUUUAGAUUUGGAAUUUUUCUUGCAAAUAAACGUUUUGUCCAAGAACAAAAUUCUAUAAAUAGAAAUUAUAGGCUUUCCCUAAAUCAAUUUUCAUUUUUAACAAAUUCGGAAUACAAAUCCCUCUUGGGAGGUAAAGUAUCCUCUAAAAAUAACGAUGACAGCCAUUUGUUUUCUCCACAAUCUAAAAAGUCAUCAGAAGUAACCUUUGAUUGGAGAACAAAAGGUAUAAUUAAUCCAAUUCGCAACCAAGGACAAUGCGGCUUAUGUUGGGCCUUCUCCACAAUAUGCUGUGUCGAAGCACGUUGGGCACAAGCGUACAAUACACUCCUUCAGCUCUCGGAGCAGAUGCUUGUUGAUUGUGUCGAUACUUGUUACGGAUGCAUGGGCGGAUACGCUGAUGACGCUGCUGCUUUCGUUAUAGAAAACUACGAAGGAAAGUUCAUGACAGCUGCUGACUACCCGUACAUUGCAAGAGCCUCUAUUUGCAAGUUUGAUAAAACUAAAUCAGUAGCAAAAACUACAGGAUUUGAGAGAGUAAAACCAGGAUCAUCGGAUGCUUUAAUUGAAGCCGUACAAACAUCAGUCUGUUCUCUUCUUAUUGAUGCAUCCAUUAACUCAUUCAUGCAAUACAAGUCUGGUAUUUAUGAUGACACGAAAUGCGAUCCAACACAGUUAGAUCACUACGUAAAUCUUGUUGGAUAUGGUUCUGAAUCCGGAAUUAAUUACUGGAUAAUUAGGAAUUCUUGGGGUGAAGCAUGGGGUGAAUCAGGCUACAUUCGCAUCAUCAACAAUGCUGCUAAUGUUUGCGGUGUUCUUUCCCAUCCAAUUGUUCCAAAGGAACUCUAA
Messenger RNA from Trichomonas vaginalis G3, 963 nucleotides. Its product is annotated as cysteine-type peptidase protein. NCBI's taxonomy places the organism in Eukaryota, Parabasalia, Trichomonadida, Trichomonadidae. Gene Ontology annotation, molecular function: cysteine-type endopeptidase activity. Bases 1 to 963 code for a protein of 320 amino acids. The transcript has a single exon. The record is from RefSeq and is a predicted model, not a curated record. Gene Ontology annotation, cellular component: lysosome.